GUGAACCGGAAGUCGGCCGCGGGCUCCGCCUGUCGCGCCGGAGGAGGCACUCUCGGACGGCCCACGGAGCUGUAGCUGACCUACGAGUCUUCCUUGCCGACAUUAUGCUCCAGUUCCUGCUUGGAUUUACUCUUGGCAACGUGGUGGGAAUGUAUCUGGCUCAGAAUUAUGACAUACCAAACCUGGCUAAAAAACUUGAAGAAAUUAAAAAGGACGUGGAUGCCAAGAAGAAACCCCCUAGUUCAUGAGGCCAACUCCAGCACUGCCUCCUGGAUAAACUGAUUCUACUGUUCUUGAGGGCCUCCUUUACCAUCUGAACCAAAAGCUUUUGUUUUCAUCUCCAGCCUCAGCAGUUUUCUUCUUUGCUAGACCCUGCAUUGCCUUACAGCACAAAUGGGGCCACAAGUUAAGAACAGCCCUUACUUUUCCAACAUCCUCACUUCUUCCCUUCCUCCUUCCAGCCACUUGGGAGGUCCUGAGAAUGGAAUUGUGGUGCUAGAUUAGUAAACGUAACCUUUAAUUAGUAGUCUCUCCCUUAUUCUUUGGGAUUUCUACUACCGUUUUCAAAAGAAAAAUUGAUGAGUUUUGUAUAGCUGAUGAGAUAUAAAUAAUGCUGAUUUCACAGUCUAGAAAUUAUAUUGGGUGUUUAAACCUUUGGUACUAAAUUAUGUUGUUUCAAAAUAGUAAUUAAAAUGAAAAUCUAGAAGCCAGUUUCUGGUGAGUUAUCCACUAAUUUUAUGUUGUUGUCAGGAAGCUCCAUAGUUGCUAAUUUAACCAAUAAAUCAAUUUGCUAUUCAUUAACCAAGAAACUCUGUUUUGAGAACCCUGUCAGGAACUGGGGAAUUGAAAAGUAUUUAAAGUAAUGGCCUUUGUCCUCAGUAGAAUUCAUAGUCUAGUAUGCAUGUUUUUUCCUAACGAUGCAUUUGAUCUGGCUCUGUUUUCUCAUAAGAAUCAUACUUAUUUUAUGGGAUUACAGGCACAUUUGACAUUACAUGGUAGAUAAAUGAGAAGUUGUCUAUAAAGGAAAUUUUAUGCCUUUUUACAUUAAAAAAAUGUAUUUAAAUUAUAACUUUAUAGUGAUUCUCAUAAGAAGACUUUUUGUGUUUUUCUUUCUGCAACCAUAAAUUACUCUUGUAAUUUUUCAAGUGUAUAAUCAGUCCAUAAUUUUUUUUAAUUGAUAAAAAAGUUUAAAUACCUGACUUUUCCCCUGGGUCAGUACAAAGUGAUCUGCAUUGUCCCUCAGCUCCUAGUUCCUCUCCCUGGAGUCAGGCACUCGCUAGUUCCCUGUAUCCUUUUGCGAAAGAUUUUGUGCCUGAACAAACACAUGUACAUGGGGGUUUUUAUACAAAUGAUAACAAACUAUAUACAGUGUUUUCCCCAGUGGAGGUCAUUCCAUAUCAGUAGGUAAGGAACAAAGAAACUCUUUCCUUUUUUUGGCUACAUAAGGUUCUACUGAAUGAAUAUACCAUAAUUUUAUUUAAUCUGCUCCUGAGGAACAUUUAGGUUGUUUCCUAUCUGUUGCUAUUACAGUGAUAACCUUGAACCUAAUGUUAUUAUACAUAUCUGUGCGGGGGGAUAGCUCCAAGCUAAAGUCCUGGAAGUGUAUUUUGCACUAAAUAUAAAUAAAGGCCCAUUUCACUGGGUGUUUGGUUCCAGAGGGCUUGUUGGGCAGCUUCACUGAUGAUGCCAUUUCUGAAGACAUUUUAGCAGAAUUAGUAAACUGGAAGAAUGGUUUAGAGACUGUUAUUUUCAGACAGUGAUGCCACUGAUACUAAAUGUGAUUAUAAAAUAAAGUGAUUCUGCUUCUCUUUGGAAACAUGGAUCUUUCAUACAUGGAGAUAAGUUUUGUCCCUGCAGGUUGUACUGGUGCGUGAGACAGGUUAGGAUCAUAUUAUGGUUGGCUUCUCCCUUGCAGUGUGAUCAGGGGCAAGCAGCUUAUUUUUCUGAAACUGUUGUGUUCUCUGUAAGAUGUGGAUACAAUACCUACCUCAUAGGGCUUCCAUGAGAAACAGUAGAAAUAAUGUAUGUGAUGUGUAGCACAGUGCUUUGCAAAUUGUCCAAUAAAUAGUAGAUAUUUGUCCAAACAUGUUGCUUUUGGUCAGAAUACUUUUGUUUUUCUGCACUCACCUUUGGAGCCAGUUUAUGAACUGUGCAAAACUUGUCAUUAUUCUAUGGUCACUCUCUUUGUUGAUGAAAAUCUGUAGUAUGCACCUUGAUCAUACCACCUGGCUUACAAGGUUUGAUCUUGAACGACCAAAUCCUCGAAGGCUAGAGGUUUACCAUCCUUGAGGGUAUUCAAAAUGCCACAAGCUUGGGAA
This is a messenger RNA of Globicephala melas (long-finned pilot whale), 2318 nucleotides long. RefSeq names its product short transmembrane mitochondrial protein 1 (gene STMP1). Lineage: Eukaryota; Metazoa; Chordata; Mammalia; Artiodactyla; Delphinidae. The record is from RefSeq and is a predicted model, not a curated record.